AUGACUGUGGACGCAGAGAAGAAUACGGUGCAGGACACCGCUGGUACUGCUUCUGAGCCGAGCUCGCCGUCAACGGCAGUCAAUGACAAUGGCCUGCCCGAGUCUGAGCCUCCCGUGGUCACUUUGAAAACGUGGAUCGUUGCUUGUAUUCUGUCCUGCGGUUAUGGCCUUUCUUUCUGGCCCGUCCCUGUCGUCUCUGCCAUUGGCUCGGAGCUCUCUGCGGAUAUGGGAGAGGCAAAUGGGUAUAUCUGGUUUGUUCCUGCGUGGACCAUCUCUAUCACUUGUGCUUUCUUAAUCUUUGGCCCAAACACGGAUCUGCUGGGUCGACGAUGGUUCCUGGUUCUUGGAAAUUUGGUCUGCUUCAUCGGCCACAUCGUAGUUGCCUCUGCUAAGACUAGCAACCAAAUUACCGCAGGUCUGGUUAUUUCAGGCUUUGGUGGUGCAAACUGCCAGAUGGCCGCUUUCGCACUACCUGAGCUUUUGCCAAACAAGUGGCGUCACAUUGGUGUUGUUAUUGCUGAUUUCACCGUCUACAUCGCCGUCAUUGUCGCACCGGUCACUGCUCGCUAUGGCUAUGAGAUGGGUCACUGGGCUUGGAACUUCUGGGGCGUGGCUAUUUUCCAGGGCCUGUCUUUCGUGGGCCUCUUGUUGCUUUACCACCCGCCCAAGCACCCGAUGGGUAUCCCCUACCUUGACGCUUUUAAGUCUCUGGAUUACCUUGGUGCCUUCCUUUUCAUUGGCGGUGCGGUCCCCUUCCUGAUGGGCAUUGUGUGGGCCGGUGUCUACGACUCCAACGACGCCCACGUUGUCGCCCCUCUGGUCGUCGGUGCUGCCGUUCUGAUCUGCUUCGCCCUUUGGGAAACCUUCGGCAACUUGAAGUAUCCGCUGACGCCCUCGUACGUCUUCACCAGCUCCUGGGGCCGCGACUUCACCGCGCCUGUGAUUGCUCUGGGCGUGGUCAAUAUGUUCUACUACUCGUCCAGCAUCCUGUGGCCGCAGAUGAUCACCGUUUUCUACACCAACGGCGGUGCUGACUGGAAGAAGUCAGUGAUUCUGUCGUUGCCCCAGGGCUUCGCCAUCUUCUUCGGUGCAAUGCUCCUCACCCUGUUCGGCAGCAAGCUGCGUCACUGGCAGUGGCAGUUGACCGGCUCGGUGUUUGUCAUGGUGGUCUUUGGCUCACUUUUAGGUCUGGUCACUCCGACUAACAAGGGCACCAUGAUUGCGUUUGUGUUCCUCUCCCAGGCUGGUUUUGGUUGGGCGAUCUACCUCAGCAUUGCGAUCUCUCAGAUGGGUGUGGACCACAAGAACCUUGGUGUUAGUGGAGGUAUCUCGGGAUGUAUCCGUUUUGCGUGCGGUGCAGUCGCAACCUCGGUUUACGAGACUAUCUACAGCAACAGUCUGACCAAGUACAUGAACGAGUACAUUCCCAAGGCUGUUGUCGCUGCCGGUCUCGACGAGUCCAAGGUGACAGGUCUGAUGGCCGUCGUUUCUGGCGGUGCUUCGGCUCUGACCUCCUACAGCUCUGUUGUUGCAUCCGCGGCGGAGACAGCUCUUGCUGAUGCCUACUGCAAAGCCAUCUUCGUUGUGGCUAUGACCUCCAUGGCCUUCGGCAUCGUCGGUCUGAUAGCUUGUCUCUGCUGCAAGGACGUCGACUCGAAGAUGAACAACAAGAUCGAGGUUUAUCUCGAGAACACUGACCUCAAGGACCGGAACGAGUUCCACUGA
This is a messenger RNA of Penicillium macrosclerotiorum, 1725 nucleotides long. RefSeq lists its product as uncharacterized. Gene Ontology annotation, biological process: transmembrane transport. The transcript has 11 exons. NCBI's taxonomy places the organism in Eukaryota, Fungi, Ascomycota, Eurotiomycetes, Eurotiales, Aspergillaceae. Bases 1 to 1725 code for a protein of 574 amino acids. Gene Ontology annotation, molecular function: transmembrane transporter activity. The record is from RefSeq and is a predicted model, not a curated record.